AUGGAUAUUUGGCCAUGCAAAUUUUCAGUCUGUAAGGAGCAUGUCGAGUUUAUAUGUUCUACCUGCUCGCCUGUAAUUUACCUAUGCCCAAGACAUAUAAGUACUCAUCAGCAAGAAACUGGUCAUGCAUCUUUACCUAUGUACACUGAACCAAACCAACUUUGUCGUACUGAAGUCCUGAAUUUUUUGAAUAAAAGACUAGAAGCCUUGACAUCAUUAAUCCUCCUAUUACUAUUUUUUUUAAUUUUAAAUAAAAAUAUAAUAAAAAUAAGAAAUAAUAAUAGUUAAUAAAGAGAGUUAGAAACACUUAUUGAAGAAAAGAUAUUUUUUGAAAUGAAAAAAAUUCAUGAAAGCUUUGAUACAACUCUCAAAAACCUGAGGAUUGUGCAAGAUGAAUAUCGUAGACUUGCACAUAAAGUGAAUCGUAUAAAUAAAAUCCCAUGUGUUGGGUCAACUAAAAUCCAAGAUUUCCUAACUCCCCCCUCCGUGAACGAACAAAACCAUUAGAAAAAUCGCUAUUUUUGACCAAAAACCCACCCCUGUGAGCUAACAAAACAUUUUUUAAUAGAAAAUUUUUUUAUGGAAAAAAUUUUUGAUAUAAGUGAUAAUUUAGUAUUACGAAAUCUAUAGCUAAUUCUGUUUAAUUUUAAACAAAUUGCUUUUUAAAAACCAUAAAUUGUAUAAAUUAAAUUAAUAUUGAUGUCCAAUUUUGCGAAUUAGGUUUCUUUUAAAUUUCGAAAAAUAAUUUUUCUAAAAAAAAAUUAACUCUCAGUAAGCGAACAAGAUGUUUUUGUUCGCUCAAGGAGGAGGGAGUAAGGUACCCACCUGGGCUAACACUGCAAAAUUUUGAAAACAUAUUUAUAGAAGAAGCUCCUCAUGGCAACGAAAUAAAAGGAGAUUUGUAUUCUUUAUCUUGCAAGCUUUGCUUGAUGUCAAUUGAUUUUAAUGCUAAAUUAUUUACAGUGCUGGGAGCAGAUCCAGAAAUGAAUAUUGAAAGAGAAAAUAAAAUAAAAUCUCACUUUUUGGAAUUAAAUAAUCUUAUUGAGGUAUUUAAAGGUAACUUCAAAAAAAAGAUAUUCUAAAUAAAUAAAUUAAUUUUUUUUUAAUAAUUAUUAUAGAUUAUUUUUUUUAUUAUUAAUAAUAAAAAAUGCCUUAAAGCCAUAAUUAUUGGUCUUUUAAAUGAGGAUGCCGAAAUACGAAGUUCAUAUCUCAGCACUUCAGACAGCAGAAGUCCAUAGCUCUUCUGAAGCCCAUAGCCCCUCUGAUGUUACACCAUUAAGAAAAACUUAUAAAGAAGACUUAAAAGCAGUUUUGGCAAGAAGCACAAAUUCGGCACCUAACUUGUCAAACACAGGGUCAACAGCUUCAAGCGUUCCUUCUUUAGGAACUUCUUCAGAAGCUCAAAGUACAAUAUCUGAUGCUACAACAGAGUCAGCAUAUUCCCCGUAUACAACAUUAUCAGCAUCUCCAUACUCAACAAUAUCUGAUCACAAAUAA
Molecule: messenger RNA, 1497 nt
Organism: Blepharisma stoltei
Lineage: Eukaryota; Ciliophora; Heterotrichea; Heterotrichida; Blepharismidae
Source: the annotation of a GenBank genome assembly